Messenger RNA from Oreochromis aureus, 2299 nucleotides. It is a transcript of the gene adprh, whose product is annotated as ADP-ribosylarginine hydrolase. Gene Ontology annotation, molecular function: ADP-ribosylarginine-[protein] hydrolase activity; magnesium ion binding. Bases 490 to 1566 code for a protein of 358 amino acids. The transcript has 8 exons. Gene Ontology annotation, biological process: protein de-ADP-ribosylation. Lineage: Eukaryota; Metazoa; Chordata; Actinopteri; Cichliformes; Cichlidae. The record is from RefSeq and is a predicted model, not a curated record.
UGCAAAUGUGAAGCAUGGACAAGGAAGAAACUUGAUCAAGGAGAAAUGUCUGUAUGAAGAAAAUACCAAACAGUCAGGUUUAGUCCAGAAAAAAAUCCCCCUGACAUUUACUGACCAUAAAAAUCCAUCACCUUCAGAUUUCCACACACAGAAAUGAUGUGUGUGUGUGUGUGGUCGGUGCUUGGGAACUCGUCAGAGAUCCUGCUGUUAAACAUUUGUCCCCAUCUUGCCAGCUGGAGAGCUAAACUUGGUUCGCCUCUGUGUCUUUUUUUAGCCCGCACGUUUUCACGCGAGUCCGGCUGUUGGCUGUGGUUUGAAAAGUAGUUGUUACCAUAACUUUUCUGAAUGAACGCUGCUUUUUCCGGGUCUUUUUGAGCUGGGUCUGAGCUGCAGCUUGCAACAACCAAGCAGGGCCCGUGUGCAGCCGCGGUGUUAACUGGACGCGUGUAACCGCCUCCUGAGGAUCGUUUGUGGGAACGACACGCUGCAAUGGACCGCCCCAGCAGAUCUGCUACACUUGAGCUCUACAAGGCAGCCAUGUUGCUGAGUGGAGUUGGUGAUGCUUUGGGCUACAGGAACCAGCUGUGGGAGUACAAUGAAUCAGGACCAGCUAUUCACCAGGAGCUCCAGGAACUCGGUGGCCUAAAGAACAUCAAGGCUGAGCUCCCUGACUGGCCCGUGAGUGACGACACAGUUCUGCAUCUGGCUACAGCUGAAGGACUAGCAACAGGAAAGACUGGGGAGGAGCUCAUGCAUGAGGUGGCUGCUCGUUAUGUGGAAGCCAUGAAGGACAUGGAGGGCAGGAAACCAGGGCCUUCGAGCAUUCUGGGGGUUUCCCAACUAAAGCCUGGGGAGGAAGGGGGAUACAGAGUGGCAUAUAACCCUGACGGGACAGGCUGUGGAGCAGCCAUGAGGUCCAUGUGCAUUGGCCUGAGGUAUCCAAAGCCCGACCAGCUGUUGUCAUUGGUGGCGGUUGCUGUCGAGACAGGCAGAAUGACCCAUCCUCACCCCACGGGCUUCCUGGGAGCUGUCGCGUCAGCCCUUUUCACUUCAUACGCCGUCCAGCGCAGGCCAAUCACAACUUGGGGUCUGGGCCUGAUAAACGAAGCCUGCCCAAUAGCAAAGAACUUCGUUCAAGGUCGAGACUAUGCCGUGGAGGAGACCGAGAGAGACUGGGGCUACUUCUGUGACAAGUGGCAAUGGUACCUGGAUCUGAGGGGCCUCGCUCACGGUGUGGGCCCUGUGAUUUGGCCUGCUUCUUAUGGCCCUGCUGAAAGAGACGAAGCCUAUAAGAGCUUCAGCUUGUCAGGUUGGGCCGGACGCAGCGGCCAUGAUGCUCCAAUGAUAGCACUGGACGCCUUGCUGGGCGCAGGUUCAGACUGGGAAGAGCUGAUGAGCAGGGCCGCCUUCCAUGGAGGUGACAGCGACAGCACCGCGGUGAUUGCGUGCUGCUGUUGGGGUCUCCUCUACGGAUUGCAGGGGGUCCCCGAAGGCAACUACGCCAACCUGGAGUACCGGGAGCGACUGGAGCGCAGCGCCGAGCAGCUCUACGCGCUGUCACACUGAGGAAGGUUGCUGCGACCCCGCCGUGCUGACAGAGCGUGUCCCGGACCGCCGCGGCAAGGGGGAAACUGGGCCAUGCGCACUGACACACUGACGUAGAGUUAGCUGGUGCGCUCAGUAGUACAUUGAUUUAGAGAGCUGUCACUGAGCCACAGUAUGUUGUCAUAGUCGCCUGAAGGGGACGCAGAAGCAGAGUGUCCUACUAACCUAAAGAGUCCUCUCUGCCAGAACAAGGACAGAGUGCCUCGUGAUGUUGGCACGGAGGCUAGCGUAUAAGCAGGGGUCCCCCUAGUGACCGUUUUAAAUCAACAGAUUUGCUCCUGUGAGCAGAACGAAUCCAAGCUAAUGAGAAAGUGAAAUGAAUGCCGAGCAUCCUCCGGGAGGUAAUUUGCUUUGUUUUGUUCAACCUGACGUAAUGGCAAACGCUCCAGCCUCAAAUUAAAUGUGCUUUUGCUAAAGGAUAAUGAAAAAUAAAUUGGCAUGCCUCAUUAUGGUCGUUAACUCCUGAAGUGAGAAGGCAAACUGUAAUGCUCCAGACGAAAACAUAAUUAACAAUACAAUAAAUUAAACGCUUUGUAGUUGAGUUGAAAACUUUAUUUUUUGGUCAUUGUUUAUUUUUUAAUUUUUUUUGUCUUGUCCAUUUUUUUGUUUUUUAAUUAGAUUUUCCUACAAGGGGAAAAGAAGGGGAAAGGGGGCGGUUUGUAACUACUGGAUAGAGUUUAAAAAAAAAAAAAAA